CCCGCCUCGCCCCGAGCGCUCGCUUUCUCCACCAACCCUGGCCGCCGGCGGCGAGCUCGAGGAGGGCUCGAGCUGCUUUCACCUAUCGGAGGCGGAGGAGCGCGUGGCAGCGAGGGCGGCGGGGUGGGGGUGGGGAGAUGGAGCCCAUGAGCAUCUCUGCAUCUGCGACCUCCCACUGCUGCUGCUGCUGUUGGUGCUAGUUUGAAACCAAGGUCCUCCUCCUGUAGCGACGAGGAGGGAGGCGGCUCCUGGGGUCGAAUCGUGGGGAUUCUUGCCUGCUCGGCUCGAUCCGACAAUGGACGCGGCUGCCGGAGGAGCGGCGCCGCGGCCGGCGGCCGGAAUCCGCGUCCGCGUGCCACUGGUAGAGUCUGUCUCUUGUUACUGUAGGGUAGAUGGAGGUCUUAAAACUGUUGUGAGUGCUAGAAAAUUUGUCCCUGGUGCAAAGCUGUGCAUGCAACCUGACAUCAAACCAAACAAGCGCAAGUCUAGGAGCUCACGCAAAGAGAGGUGCCGGACUCAGGCACCACUUCUACCUGGCCUUCCUGAUGACCUAGCUAUUAACUGUCUCAUGCGAGUUCCUCGAGUUGAACACCCAAAUCUCCGGUUGGUCUGUAAACGGUGGAACCGACUUUUAUCUGGAAACUAUUAUUACUCCUUGCGUAAGAAACUUGGCAUGGCAGAAGAAUGGGUUUUUGUCUUCAAAAGGGAUCGUGAUCGGAAGAUUUCUUGGCAUGCCUUUGACCCAGUUCAUCAGGUGUGGAAGUCACUCCCUCCAGUUCCACCAGAGUAUUCAGAGGCCGUGGGCUUUGGUUGUGCUGUUCUAAGUGGCUGCUAUCUGUACCUGUUUGGUGGCAAAGAUCCAGUCCGAGGGUCUAUGAGGCGUGUUGUAUUUUACAAUGCUCGAAUAAACAAAUGGCUCCGAGCCCCAGAUAUGCUAGAAAAGCGUCACUGCUUUGGUUCCUGUGUUAUAAACAACCGCCUCUAUGUUGCCGGUGGGGAGUGUGAAGGGAUACAGAGAACUCUAAGAUCUGCUGAAUUUUAUGACCCAAACAGGAAUAGAUGGUCAAAAAUUAGUGAAAUGAGCACGGGAAUGGUACCUUUUAUUGGAGUUGUAUAUGAUGGCAAAUGGUUCCUGAAAGGGCUUGAUUCUCAUCGUCAGGUUGUGAGUGAGGUCUAUAUGCCAACAUCCAACGUGUGGUCAAUCUCUGCUGAUGAAAUGGUUGCGGGCUGGCGGAAUCCAAGCAUUUCCUUUAAUGGACGUCUUUAUUCAGCGGAUUGCCGGGAUGGAUGCAAGCUGAGAGUCUAUGAUGGAGAUACACGAUCUUGGACCAGAUUCAUCGACAGUAGGCGCCAUCUGGGCAGCUCACGAGCUUUUGAAGCUGCAGCUUUGGUCUCACUAAAUGGAAAGAUUUGCAUUAUCCGCAACAAUAUGAGCAUCACUCUUGUCGAUGUCUCAAACACACCAACAGUUAUUGAGAUUAACAGUGCCCACAUGUGGGAUAUUUUUGCUCGGAAGGGCCAGCACAGGUCUUUCAUUGCAAACUUGUGGCUAACCAUUUCAGGUCGUCAUUUCAAGACUCACAUUAUCCAUUGCCAAGUGCUCCAAGUUUGAGCAUGGCUGCACAUGAAGUGGGAACAUACUCAAAUUUUGAAAGGACCCAUCAAUCAGAAGCUGAAAUGGGUGCCAGUACUCCAGCAAAAAGAUGGUUUUUGCCUAAAUAUGAACACUUACUGAUCUCAUUCCUACUCACAUUCUCUGGUACUGGAAAAGUCACAUGCUGGUUGCUGGAUGGAAGAGGAAGCGGGAGCUUUGGCUGUCUAUGAAAUCAAGGCGAAACUCUGGAGGGUAAGAGGAUGAGAACUAUUCCAUAGCAUCGGUGGUUUGUCCAGUGGUAUUCAUAAUUUCAGUGUGCUGAUGCUUGCUGAUUUGGAUGAGCUGAUAGCCUGAUACUGCUGAUGGUAGGCAGAUAUGCAGCAAUGGUUUCAUUGAGGGCUGUCAUUGUUAUACAUUUUUCGGAUAGGAAGGUGGUCCACCUUUCAUCCUAAUCACCAUGUCUAUCUCUCUUUCGGCUCACUAGGCAUGUGAAAACUAUGUUGUAUGGUUGUAUCAGCCGACUAGAGUUAACAAACGAAUAAAUGAUUUGCUUAAUUGUCGAUGUUUUGAAAUCUUUGCCUGUUAUGUAGCAGAGAAAGUUUUGAAAUCUGAUUGGUGGAUUUAUGGAUGUCAUGUCUGAAAAAGACAACCUGUGCAUUUAUGAAAAUAUUCCCGCUUGAACUCUUGCU
Messenger RNA from Oryza brachyantha (malo sina), 2283 nucleotides. Its product is annotated as F-box/kelch-repeat protein At1g55270-like. Gene Ontology annotation, molecular function: protein binding. The coding region runs from base 296 to 1612 and encodes 438 amino acids. NCBI's taxonomy places the organism in Eukaryota, Viridiplantae, Streptophyta, Magnoliopsida, Poales, Poaceae. The record is from RefSeq and is a predicted model, not a curated record. The transcript is spliced from 2 exons.